AUGGGUAAAAAGCUGCAUGAGUACAUCAGCCAUCAGUUUUAUAAACUGAAAGUAAUACUUGGCUUAUCUCUUGAUCCUAUAGCAAAGGAAGAGAAGGCAGUGGCAUCAGUGGUACAAGAGGCUAUACCAACUUCCAAAUUCCUGGCAGUAUUAAAACAGAAGAAAUCUGAGAAGAGAUUGAAUAUUGAAGUCAGGGCUAUUGUGCGAAACCAAGAAGAUUUUUCCUGUUCUAUUGCUCAAGAGACCCACAAUUCUUUGAUGAAUGUAAGACAGGAAGUUGUAACCUAUGACCACAGUAGAGUAAUACUAUAUGAUGUACCAAAAGGUUGGAACAAUGAUUAUGUCAAUGCCAGUUAUGUGGAUGGUUACUGUAUUUCAAAAGAAUAUAUUGCAUCACAAGGUCCUAAUAGCAGGUCUAUUAUUCAAUUCUGGCACAUGAUAUGGCAAGAGGGAAUACAUUGUAUCGUUAUGGCAACAGGACUUUUUGAAAAUGCAGUUCAACAAUGUGAUAAGUAUUGGGAGGAUUAUUCUGGUGUAAAGAAAUAUGUACAACAUGGUAGUAUUCACAUCUGGACUGAAGCAAGUGUACAUUUAGCUCAUUUAAACAUUAGAACAUUUCGUAUUCAAAAGGAAGGAAGCUAUGAUUGUAGGAUUAUCAGACAAUUUGAAAUGGUUGGUUUCCAUGACAAUGAGUGUGCUGAUCCAGGUUACAUUUUAGAUGUUAGAAGACGUGUCAAUCAUUUUAUGUCAACAAGUUUAGGACCAAUCUUAGUCCAUUGCAGAUGUGGUGGAGGGAGAACAGCUGUAUUUCUGGCCAUAGAUUAUUGUUUAAAACAAGUUGAAACUGAAGAAAAAGUUGAUAUUUAUGGUGCUGUUUUACAUCUUAGAAGAUAUAGAAAAAAUAUGGUGCGCACAUUGGGACAAUAUGGUUUAAUCUAUGAUACAGUAGCUAUGUAUAUUAAUUGUAAUUACACAGUCUUCCCUGUGGCUGAUCUACAUUUCCAAACUCCAGUUGGCUUUACAAACAGUAGAUCACUGCAAAUAGAUCAAGAAUUUCAGGUAUUACAAUAUAUUGUACCAGCAUUAUCUAUAGGAGACUGUGCUAGUGGUCAUAGAGUAGAAAAUAGAUGUAAAAGUAGAGAUAUAAUGAUGUUACCUCCUGAACGAGCCAGACCCUACCUCUCAGCUGAUACUAAUGAUAGUGGUAAUGAUUUUAUUAAUGCUGUAUAUGUUGAUGGUUUAUUUAAUAUCAAUGCCUAUCUAGUAACACAGUGGCCAAAGAAAAAUACAUUGAAUGAUAUUUGGAGACUUCUAUAUGAUUAUAAAAUAAAUUCAUUGGUUGUGUUGAAUGAUCUCAAAUUUACUAGAAGAUUCCAAAAGUUUUGGCCAAAAGAAUUGGAUGAAGAAUGUAGAUAUGGUCCUAUUAGUGUGAGAUAUUUAGGUUGUGGCAAAUACCCUGAACUCAUUAUAAGAGCUUUUGCUAUUCACAAGAUUCUUCCAAACAACCAAAGAGAGCCAAAAGAUAGUGAUUUAAUAGUAAAAAUGUUUCAAGUGACCAAUGGUAUGAGUCCAGCUAAAAUUACUAUGUCCCAUAAAUCUUUACUAUAUGUCAUGCAGUGUGUUGAUGAUUGGCAGCAAAAGACAAAUCCUUCAACACCAGUUUGUAUUUUAUCAAAAGAUGGUUGCAAUAGAUGUGGUAUCUAUACAGCCGUCAAUAUUUGUUGUAAUCAAGUGAAAAUUGAUGGUGAAUGUGAUAUUUUUAAUGCUGUAAGAAUUAUCAAAAGAAAUAGACCUCAUCUAGUUUCCACAAUAGAUGAGUAUCGGUAUAUUUAUUAUUUUAUGGCAGAAUAUAUAAGUGAAACAACACUACAGCCACAAAUUGUGAUAACUAAAGCUACAGGAAAUACAACAACAUUGGACCACAUUACACCUACAGAAGAUUCAGUCCUUUCUGUGAGGAGCAGUCGGUCAGCAAGUUUCCAAACAGCUUUGGAUGAAAUCGGAGACUAUAUUUUACCUUGUGGUUUUGACAAUAAAAAUUCAUUAAGUGCCUACAUUGCUCAAAUCUCGCCUCUUUCAACGAAAAACUGCGUCCUUAGUCUCAGCAGGACUUCAUCUGUGGACAGCUUGAACCUUUAUGAGACUCCAUUAACUGAAAAUCUAGAUGAUAGUGUCUUUUAUCAAAACAGCAUACCUCCUCAAGGUGUAUCAGAAAACUCAAAAGCAACUCAAACAUCAAAAACAAUGAUUAAUCAAGCACGUGCUCUCAAUCAGCAAACUUUACAAACAACCUCAUCAAGCAGACGACAAAAUUCACCCCACCAUGAAAGUAUUCUUCUACAUGAAAUGCCAAAAAUAGUUGUGGAGGAAAAGAAUAACAAUUUUGAUCAAAAGGAGAUUGAGGAAGCAUCAGAAGAAAGCAGCUCAAAAUUAUCCAAUGGCACAGCAUUACAUCUGACAGAUUUAGAUUCUUCCAAAAAUGGAUGA
Molecule: messenger RNA, 2487 nt
Organism: Lottia gigantea (owl limpet)
Lineage: Eukaryota; Metazoa; Mollusca; Gastropoda; Lottiidae
Exons: 16
Coding region: 1-2487 (828 amino acids)
Biological process (GO): protein dephosphorylation
Molecular function (GO): protein tyrosine phosphatase activity
Source: RefSeq, a predicted model, not a curated record